AUGAAUUACUGUGGGGUGGGAGCUGACAAAGCCAUUGGUCGUGACAUUGUGGAUGCACACUACAAGGCCUGUCUUUACGCAGGUAUAGGCAUCCCUGGUGUCAAUGGUGUAGUCAUGCCUGGCCAGUGGGAGUUCCAAGUCGGUCCCGUUGAGGGUAUUAGUGCUGGUGAUCAAGUCUGGGUCGCUAGAUACCUCCUCGAGAGGAUCACUGAGAUCUCUGGUGUAAAUGUCAGCUUCGACCCAAAACCAGUCCCGGGUGAUUGGAACGGAGCUGGAGCUCACUGCAACUACAGUACGAAGUCAAUGAGAAAAGACGGAGGAUUAACAGUGAUAAAGAAAGGAAUAGAGAAGCUACAGGUGAAGCACAAGGAGCACAUUGCUGCUUACGGUGAAGGCAACGAGUGUCGUCUCAUGGGUAAGCACGAAAUCGCAGACAUCAACACGUUCUCUUGGGGAGUAGCGAACCGUGGAGCUUCGGUGAGAGUGGGACGUGACACUGAUAGAGAAGGCAAAGGUUACUUCGAGGACAGAAGGCCAGCUUCUAACAUGGAUCCUUAUGUCGUUACGUCCAUGAUUGCUGAAACCACUAUUCUCGGUUAA
Molecule: messenger RNA, 600 nt
Organism: Eruca vesicaria subsp. sativa (arugula)
Lineage: Eukaryota; Viridiplantae; Streptophyta; Magnoliopsida; Brassicales; Brassicaceae
Source: the annotation of a GenBank genome assembly